This is a messenger RNA of Sphaerodactylus townsendi, 1738 nucleotides long. RefSeq names its product dynein light chain Tctex-type family member 5 (gene DYNLT5). The transcript has 7 exons. Gene Ontology annotation, molecular function: dynein intermediate chain binding. Gene Ontology annotation, cellular component: cytoplasm; cytoplasmic dynein complex. Gene Ontology annotation, biological process: microtubule-based movement. NCBI's taxonomy places the organism in Eukaryota, Metazoa, Chordata, Lepidosauria, Squamata, Sphaerodactylidae. The record is from RefSeq and is a predicted model, not a curated record. Bases 417 to 857 code for a protein of 146 amino acids.
UUCCAGCUUCUUGGGGCGGGGACAAAGCUGUGGCCUCGGAUGACAACUGUGGAGAGGUUGGACUUGUAACCCUGGAAACAAAGCAACAGUCUGACUGCGAUAGGGAAGUCCCAUCCUCCCACCUGCAGGGUCACGCUUUUAACACCUGUGUGACAGACAGCGAUGGAGUAAGUAGGGAAAAAUGAGUUAAUUCUCGAAUUCUUCUGCAGAGGUUGGCUAAGCCAAAGAAAGCAGUAUAUUGUGCCGUACGUUUUUGGGAACAAAGGAGAAAAGGAUAGCACCGAAUACUGGAGAGCAAGUAGAACACAUGUGACUGGACCAUCCCAAGUAGCCCACUGAGUUUCAUGGAAAAGUGAGGAUUUGAGCCUGGGUCUUGGUUCCAGUCCGUCACUGAACAUUGAACUAGACUGGCCUUCAUGUCGCUAAUAAAGGCACACCGCGAAGACAUGUCAGAUACCGUGAGGGAUAAAGCAGCGCGCUUGUUGAAGAAAAGGGGCAGCAUCUCGUCUUUAGGGAGUCAUGAAAUCAAGGCAAAAGAAUUUCUUGGGAAAACCAAAGACUCCAUGAGUACAGUGUCUUACAUGGAUGAGCCGGGACACCAUGACGACAUUCUUCGUCCUCCUGUUCAGAUGGAGAACACAUACCAGUUAGGUCCUGCAAAAUACUUUCCGGUGGCAGCUGUGAAUAAUAUCUUGAAGGACGUGGUAACAAGUUACCUUGAAGAAGAAAAAUAUGAAGCAGAGCUGUGCAGGCAGAUGACAAAGACCAUCUCAGAGGCUUCAUCUGGCUCCCAGUGUACAUGGGAACACUUAAUAUUCAACAAUAAACUUCCCAAGAAGUUGAAAAGAAUAGUUUGAAAGCAAAGCAUGGAGAAGUCACCUGUCAAAUUCACCAGGCCAUCCCCUUAGCUAAAGACUCAACGAAAAAUCUGAAGUCUCAGUCCCUAGUUGACACUGGUAGGCGUCUCCACACUUUGCCUUUUGCUUUUAAACCAUUUCGGCUUAUGUGCAGUGGUCCACAAAUCAACUGAUCUUUUAAAGGAUGGAGGACAAUUACAAGGCUACUUCCCAAACCUCCUGUUUUCCACAGCUGCCCCCUUGAGGUUGGCCACUGGUGUCUGAUUUCAUGUGAAUUCCCUCUUUAGCAGCUGGUCAUUGAUGUAAGGAUAACAAUACAGCAUGGGUAGGUGAGUUAUGACAUAAGAACAUAAGAACAAGCCAGCUGGAUCAGACCAGAGUCCAUCUAGUCCAGCUCUCUGCUACUUGCAGUGGCCCACGAGAUGCCAUUGGGAGCUCACGUGCAGGAUGUGAAAGCAAUGGCCUUCUGCGGCUGUUGCUCCUGAUCACCUGGUCUGUUAAAGAGUAGUGAGUUGACCCCUUCUAGAGCUUUUUUUACUCUUUUUGGAAGGACCAGCAACUAGUUUAGAUGUGUAUCUCUGAUACUCAGUUUAUCCUUGCUAUGGUACACCUCCCUGUGCUCAACUUGAUUUUUCUGUCCCAGACUCUCUUGGACUGUUACUUAUGGUCCUGGUCUUAAAAGCAAUGAGACUUAAAAAUAAAAAUCAGUGUUAACUCCUUACUCUCUCUUUUUAUAAUCUUCCAAUUAUUGCUGAUUGUUCUGUUGUUCAUUACUUUAUUCAGCUUCACAAAAUGUAACAAGAAAAAGGUACACGUUCUACAUCUGUUGCCUUCGUCUUUAGUGCCUUUAUUAUCAUAUUAUUAAAUCAGAUGUGAUUGUU